AUGGCCCCAGACCCGGUCCUCGUCGUCUACAACCCCGUCUGCGGCGACCGCUCCGCCCAGGCCUUCUUCGACGCCCACGUCCUCCCCCUCCUCGCCCAGCACGGCGUCGCACCCGCGAAAGUCGCCACCACCGAGAGCCCAGGCCACGUCGGCCAGCUGCUCGUCGACUUCCUCGCCGCCGCGGACCCUGCCGCGCCGCUCUCUGUCGUCCUCGGCUCGGGCGACGGCACCCUGCACGAGCUCAUCAACGUCCUCCACAAGUCUGCGGGCGGCUCCGCCCUCCCCCGCAUCAACGUCGCCCUCGUCCCCUGCGGCACCGCCAACGCCCUCUACGCCGCCCUCUUCCCCCCCUCGCCCGACGACGACCCGGUCCAGUACCGGCUCCGCUCCGUCCAGCAGCUCCUCGCCCCCGCCCCGCGCACCAUCCCCCUCAACCUCGCCGUCGCGGACAUCGCGCCCGGGCCCGUCGCGACGCCGGGCGUGCCCCGCGGCGCGCGGCAGGCCGCGAUCUCCGCCGUCGUCGCCUCGACCGCCCUCCACGCCGCGAUCCUCCACGACUCGGAGGCGCUGCGCGCGACGGACCCGAGCAUGGAGCGCUUCAAGACCGCCGCGCGGCAGAACGUCACGCGCUGGUACGCCGCCCACGUGAAGCUCUACCCACGCGACGGCGCGGGCGUCGUCGAGGUGUACGACCCCGCGACGGGGACGUUCGUGCCCCACGAGGAGAGCUCGGAGGACGAGCCGAUCGUCGACGUCGGGGGCCCGUUUGCGUACUUCUUGUCGACCGUGAACGUGGACAGGCUCGAGCCCGCGUUCAGGAUCACGCCGAGGGGCAAGGACGUACUCGGGGAGAAGACGACCGCGGCGCUGGACUUGGUCAUGAUCAGGCCGUUCAGGGACCCGUCUGUGGACAUGGAUUCUGAGGAGGUGAGGGCGGCAUUUGCGCAGAAGCAGAUGACGGUUGUCGGCGGCGCGUAUCAGGACGGAAAACACAUCGACAUGCGCUACGACGACGACGGCAAGAUUGUGUCGGAGGGCACUGGACCCACUGUGGUCGAGUACAUCCGGUGUGGACGCUGGGUAUGGGAGCCGGACGACAUCGACGAGCGCGCGCACUUUGUCUGCACAGACGGCGACAUUCUUCUGAUACCCAAAGGCGGUAGGGCUGUCUGCACGGCGGCUGCACCGAUGGACGCUACCACAGGAUUUGCUGUUUACGCUUGA
Molecule: messenger RNA, 1224 nt
Organism: Epithele typhae
Lineage: Eukaryota; Fungi; Basidiomycota; Agaricomycetes; Polyporales; Epitheliaceae
Product: ATP-NAD kinase-like domain-containing protein
Exons: 2
Coding region: 1-1224 (407 amino acids)
Biological process (GO): sphingosine biosynthetic process
Cellular component (GO): membrane; cytoplasm; intracellular membrane-bounded organelle
Source: RefSeq, a predicted model, not a curated record